AUGCGAGCCCUGAUAACGCAAUGCUGUCUUCUCUUACUGAUCGCGCAAGCGCAUUCGGCUCAUUGGAAUCACCAUUCGGAUGGAGUUAGACCAUACGAGGAAACACAUCCCGAAGAGGUCUGGCCCCAAUCGGAGGACUUUGACGAACAGCCGUUCGACAAUCCAUUUGACGACGCGGAAAACCAAUCGGAUUUGGAAGAUGACACGAUUUAUUCCCAGNGGGAAAAAGUGGAUAAAGCGAUCCAAAUGGGAUUUUGGACCGGUGGCAACAUGAUGCCCCCCCAACCAGAGCCGGAAAUGUUGAUCGUGUUCAAUACGGAACGUUACGGGAAUUGGUCGGAUUGGAGUGAGUGCAUCUCGAAAGACUGUAUCGAAGUCCGACAUCGAAAAUGUUUGGACGAUUCGUGGAAAACUCCCAGUCCCAGCCGUAUACACACAACUCGAUGUCUGAGUAAAUACUACGCGGAGAAACGCACAUGCCGAAAUGAGACUCAGUGUAGUUCUUACAUUGGCGCACAGUUGGUGGAGAAUCUCACAGAAACAUGUGGCAUAAAACCGGCAAGAUCUAACGUGGUGAUGAAAAUCACGGGAGGUAAAGAGGCCAAACCUCAUUCAUGGCCGUGGGUGGUAAGUCCGUUUGGUAAUUGUGAUGACUUUAACCGGAAGCAACAUCAAUGUGGGCUAUUUUAUUUUCGUUCCUGUUUUUAUUUAAUCGUACUUCGGAUGAUUCAGGUGAUUUUUCACUGA
Echinostoma caproni is the source of this 747-nucleotide messenger RNA. The record is from the annotation of a GenBank genome assembly. NCBI's taxonomy places the organism in Eukaryota, Metazoa, Platyhelminthes, Trematoda, Plagiorchiida, Echinostomatidae.